UCCGCGUUGAGCACGGCUGAGGAACGGACGUUUUUAAAUGAAGGCUGUCGCGUUCAUCGACUUGGUGAUAAAAUUUGUGAAAAAAACUUGUCUACUUUUAUCUUACAAUACUUUUAAAAACCUGUGCAGUGCGAAAUAGCACAACAAAAUUACUUUUUAAAUGUGCAAAAGUGUAGAAACGUUAAAUAUUUAGUGCUGGACGGUGAGGAAUUACGAAGAAAUCCAUCCAGAAAUAACUCUGAGGAAAAAAAAAGUAAUGGAAAAAAUUUUUGGUUAUAUUUUUUUCUGCUGGCAGCAAAAAGAGUGAAAAGAAAAUGGCGCAAAAGCAAAUAGGAAAAAGACCGAAUGAAUGAGUGAGUGAGCGAGUGAACGCGGCGAACGUCAAUGAGUGGAAAAGGAAAAAACCAAAAUAAAGUAGAGAAAAAAUCGAAUUCCUUUAUAGGUGUGUGUUUUUGACAACCAAAAGAAAUAAAGAAAAAGAAAAAGGGGCAAGAAAACAACAAUGAAUGAAAGAAAAUUUUUAAAUACGCUGAAGGAAAAGUUCAAUUGCGGCCCAGCGACUAAAAAUUUUCCUUAUACAUACAUACAUAUGUGCACCAACAAAUCAUAAGGAGGUUGAAUUGGAAAUGUGCGCAGGUAGGCGCAGCAAAUUGGCGACGGAACAUUUUCUGCAUGCGAGGGACAUAGAUGGAAAAGUUUUUGCUGGGAGAUUGAAGGCAAAGAAGUAUAAAUUUGGUGCGAAACUAUGCAAAUUGUGAAUAUACAGUAACAAAAAUAAACAAAGUAGGUACAUACUAUAAUUUUAUAAUUGAGGAAAUAAUGGAUCUGUGUGAAUUGAGAAAUCAUUAAAAUAAUGUACGAUAAAAAUGUAUAAACUAAUGAAAUAAAUACAAUAUUAGUGGAUAAGAUUUAACAAUUUAAUGAGUUCAUAACAAUGUACACAGAAAGAGACGCAAAAAAUUGUAAAUAGUAUUCAACGUACAUACAUACACACAUAUAAUAAGAGAAAAUCGUGACAUUAUAAGUUAGUGAUUAAUACAGUGACAAAAUUAAAAACUUUUUGUGCUCUAUCCAAGUUGCCAAACGAUGCUUCAGUAAAACUGCGUUGGUCCUCUAAAGGAUAAAUUUUGCUGCUACUUCAUUGACGUAAGGUAAACUUUAAUAUGAGGCAUUAACCAUCUAAUUGGCUUAACUUUUUUAACUGUUGACCUGAUUAACGACUUACUUGAAAUGUGUCAUUUGUAUCCUGUGAAGUAAAAAAUAAAAAAAUAAAAAUCCAUCAGCAGCGUCGCCAUUAACACAAACACCACCAACAACAACAGCAGCAGCAGCAAUCACAGCCCAAAAGCUUUCGUUUAUUUGUCUGUCCAUACCUUUGGUUCGCAGACGUUGAUUAUAAUGAUUACUUCCGUUUGCUGGUUCAAACGCUGUUGGCAACAGUUUUUUGUCGUCGUCGUCGUCGUCGUCGUCAGCGCAUUGGUGAAAAUUUCAAAUUAAUUUGGACACCUGCCGCACUAUAUGAAAUACAUACAAAAAAAUAAAUUGCAAAUAGCAAACAUUUGCUGUCACUGGCAAAAAAUAAAAUAAAAAAUUGGUUUUUGUUGACCUGACCCCAACACCCGCCUCAUGGAUCUCGUGCACAUAAUAAUACAUCGAUGCUCUUACAGGCGAAAAUGUUUAAAAAGUAUUAAGUAAUUAGUGAAUAUUUUGCAUUGAAUUGCGCAAAUUGGACAGCAGUUCCGUUAAUGAAGAUGUUGUGAUUCAUACUUUCCGGUAAAUUCGUUUCCUGAAUUCUCAGUCAAACUGGGACAUUUUCUGCACCAAGCCAAAGGCACACGUUUUAGACACAGUCAAAGAGGCGUAAUAGAAACAGUAUCAUCGCGACAGGCCCAUAGAGCGGCGUGCCACACCCAAUGUGGCUGCCAAUGCUAGCUUCAAUGCUGCGUGCAACACCUAGAAAAUGGUCAAGGCGGUCACAACGCGCGCAACAGCAACGACGGCCGCGUUAUACGUAGCAAAUCAGCAACUACAACAAGAACAGCCAAGCGGCAAGAAAUCAUCUAUUCUACACCAGGAGAAUUUUUUUACACCACAGCGACAACAAAAACAACAACAACAACAAAAUCACAGUGAGCAACGGGAGCAGCAGCACCUUGUUUUUGGUGCUGAGGAGCCGCCCGCCAAACGUGUUGCUGUUGCAUCGCCAAGCAAAAUGGUAAUACCAUCGACGACAGCAACAGCAUCAGCAACAACAACAACAACAACAACAACUUCUUCAGCGUCCAGCACCGCUACGUCCGCCACAGCAACAGCCACUGCUGCAACUACGACAAAUAACGGUAACACAAAUGCUGCCGGUCAGCAACAGACACAACAACAGCAACAAAAUGCUCUCUAUCAACAACAACAACAUCUGUCCGCUAGCCAUAAUAGCCAGCAAACGGCACCGCGACAGCACCCGAAGAAGCGGAAAUUCGAUCCAGCCGAGCUGGACCGGCAACAAGCCUCACCACAGCCGCCGCAGCCACCACAGCAGCAGCAGCAGCAGCAGCAUCAUAACGCUGGGCCUACAUCGAUGGCUUCGAGCUGUGCAACCACAACUUCAUGGCAUGAUACGAAUAUGCUGUCAGCGAUCAGGAUCGCCAACGGAAGUGCUAAUAACAACAACAACAACAACAACGGCAGCUCGCCACAGAGCAUAAAGAACGGCAACGUUGAGGCCACAUCGACGUCUAUGCCAUCUAUUACAGCAGCAACAACAGCGAAUAUUAACGUAAGCAGUACUGGCAGCAACCGUGGGUGGGUCACAGCAGCAGCAACAACAACAACUACAGCGUGUGCUUCCGAUGGCAAUGCACCGCCCACGGAAAUGGUCUACACAGCAAUACGUUCCACGUCGCAACAACAGCAUGCACCGGCAACACAAUCAAUGAUUGUAAGCCCAGUGACAGCGACGACGUUUGGCGCGACAACAACGGUACCAGCGGGAGUUGUAGUUGGCGCUGGCGCCAACAGUGGCAGCAGUGGUGCGGCAGUUGUAACAGCGACCGGACGCGGCGCUAGCUUGCUGGAGAGCCCCGAGAAGCGCAUCAUUAUAACAAGUACACAGCCAUCGAGUACUUAUAAGCUGCAGAAUGUUAUGAGUGUUAGCAAUAGCAACGCCAACAAUAACCGCACGCUGACACCCACAAGCAACGCGGCUUUGCAACAACAGCGUCUCGUCUACCACCAUCAUCUGCAACAACAACAACAACAACAGCCACACCAGCAACAGCCAAUCGUUGCCUUGCAGCAGCAAACUUUAGCAUCUAAUUUAGAUCUCAGCGAAUGGUCGAAUACUCGCGUAUUGGCCAAAUUGAAUAAUUUCUAUGCAUCGGGUAUCAUACGUCAAACGACUUCGCACAACGGCAAUAGCGCUAACAACGCAGAAGCCACAGCCUCGUCGGCCUCCACAUCCGCCUGCGGCUCGUCCAAUAGUAGACCGCCAUCGGCUGCUCCGCCAAAUUCGAUUUUGGUGGAAUUCGAUCCGCCGGAAAAUUGUACACAACGCUUUACGGACGUGUUGGGCAGCGGGCGUUUCAAUGUGAUAUUGGACGCGAGUCCACCAUUAGCUGAUAUUAACUUGGAUACGCGGGUUUGUGUGCGCAGUCAAAUCGAAGGCCGAUCGGGUUACGUUUUUGUGGAGGGCGUCGUGACGGACAUCAAUACACACACAAAACAAUUCACAGUGCAAAUCAACACAGAUUCUACGCCAAUCUUCAAAAAAGUUAAACGCGCUGAUCUGCGCCUUCUACUUCCGCCUUGGUGGGAUGAGUUGCGCGAACUUUCACCUUCGCCGCACCAACAGCAAACGCUUGCGGGCGGCGCUCACAAAACUGGCAGUGCACACUCAGCAUUGCUGACGCCUCCACAACAACAUCGCAGUGGUAGUGGCAGUGCCAGUGCCAGUGGCACGCCCGUGUCAGCACACAAAGGCAGCACCAGCGGCCAUCAUUCACAACUGACUUACGUGGCGAUGCGUUACGAUGGUAAAUGUCCUGCACAUCUGACACCCACCGGCGGCGCUCAGCAACUCACGCAGCAUAUGUCGCCGUUCAGUACUACCGCCGCGGCCCAACAACAGCAUCAUUUACAAAAACAAGAAGAGUAUUAUCGCACGACUGCCACCUCACCCUUCCAGACAGUCGGCGGUGGCAGCGGGCAACUGUUACUUUUGAAUGCCAGCACAUCAGGAGCCAUCGGGAGCAAGCAAAAUGGUAACGGCAGUCAUGGUACAUCAUCGUUGCCCGAAAUUGUUGUCUCCCAACAGCAGUCACAGAUGAGUGGCGGCGCCAACAGCCAUCAGCCGCACUCGCAGCACUCGCAGCAAUCAUCGGCCGCACACUCACAAUCGCCAUCGGAUGAUCUGCAGCGCCGACAAGCACGGCAGUACGAUGAAUUCGAGUCGGACGAUGAAUUGAAAGGUGUGCAAAUUGAUGACUACACGCUGGGCGAUGGCGAUCCCGAAAAAUUAUCGGCGGGUAGCAAACGCAGCAGUGUGCAGAGUCGUGGCAGCACAUCAAGCACUCCAAGAUCUCAAGCAACUACACCGCAUCGCUUCAAGAAGGGUGACAUUGUACAAUCGGAGUCUGGUGUACGCAAAAAAUACAAUGGCAAACAAUGGCGUCGUCUAUGCGGCAUGUGCUCCAAGGAAUCUCAGCGACGCGGCUUGUGUUCGCGCCAUUUGAAUCAGAAAGGCAGUGCUUUGCGUCCCAAUGGCGCAAGCCGUUUUCCAAGCGAUGUGAAUAGCCGUUCAAGCAGCAAAACACAAGCGGAUGAAGACACUUCACGCGAUUCGGAGACAUCGCCGAAUUAUCGUGUGACAGGCCGCUCCGACCAGGAGGAAACUGAUGUGGCUAAUAUUUUAGUGUCACUCAGCAGCUCUCGUUCGGCAACGCCAUCCUACUCAUCGCCUGUGAACCACGGCACCUCUCCAAUGAAUGUCACUCAUUCACCAGUGCCAGUUGUCUCCAAUCGCCAGAAUUUUUUCACACCAAUUGGCGGUGGGCCCGUUGCGACAGUGGAUGCGCAUACAGCUAAAUGGAAAGCCGCAGCCAGUCCCAUACAGUAUGGUACAGUGGGUUAUUCGCAAGUUAUUCGCCCGGAAUCGGUACGUGCUCAGGGCGCUGGUGCUGGACCACCACCACCACCACCACAAAAAUCGCCCGUCUCCAUGGUGGUGCAUCAUCAAACUGCAACACUGCCAAGCUCAGCAGCUGCAGGCGCGCAUCUUCUCGGAGCAAAUAGCAAUGUACAUCAUUCCUCUCUGCAGCCAGCAGCGCAUCAUGCGCCGCCACCGCCACCUCUCGCGGCACAUCAACAGCAACAUCAGCAGCAUUUACAACAACAGCCGACUAUGGCGCAUAGUCAUAUGCCAUUGUCGCCCGCCGCGCCGCCUCCACCGCCACCAGUGGUAAGCAGCGCAGUAAUUGCACCACCCCGACCACCAGCCUCAGUGGUCACUGGCGUUGGCCAUGCCACAACCAGCGUCAUACGGAUCUCACCUGCAGCCGCCGCUGCUGCCGCCGCCGCCGCAGCUGCUGCCAACAAUGGAGCUGCAGCCAAUGGUGCUCGUGGAAGCAACACAGCACCAACACUGCCGCAGUCAUUUCAUCCCGUCAUCGUUGAUCCCACACAAUUAGUGUCAUUGCUGUCACCUGCAAGUGGAAACCCAGCGCUGCAGGCAGGGCAGCCCACAUUGGUUUCGAUUAGUAGUGGUUUGGGUGUGGGCGCCAAUGGCUCGCUUUUGGCGGCCGCACACCAACAGCACAUGCAACACCAACACCAAGCGCCGCAAUCGGCAAUGUCAAACGAAAAGACGCUUCCAAAAAACGGAUUUCCGCCGGGGUCGAUAUAUCAAUGGCAAACGCUGUUGCCCACCAUCAGUCAGUCCCCCGUUAAAGCGACCAAUUUUACCAUAGCCGGCAUCAUACCGCCAACGGCGGAAACACCACCACCACCAUCACAGCAGCAUCAACAGCAACAACAACAAUCAGCGCAGGGAAUUAAUCUGGUCAACCAUCAUGGCGCACACAACAAUCAAAAGAGUCAUAGCUUGAAUGAGAGUCACAACCAUAUUGGCGAGUUGGACUCGCCUGAAAAACCUUUGAAUUUCUCAACAAGCGAUGCCGCCGCCAUGUGUGGAAGUAUGAGUGCGAGUGAGUUAAGAGCGCCAGGUGGCAGCGGGGGCAACAGCGGACUACAAGAAGAUAACGACGAUCAGUUAGACGAUGAUGUAUUUGAGCCAUCGCCACCAAUGGCGCCUUCAGCUCAUCCAAAACCGAAACAUACGCGUUUUGCAAUCAACAGCAGCAGCGACAAUUACAGAUAUACCACCUCAUUGGCAAAUGAAUGUGGUAAUGAUGUAAUGGGAGAGCCAAAAGCGCCAAUAACUGCUGCAAAUAGUGGAACAGGCCAUCACCAGACAGCGGCGAAACGUCGAUCGCAAUCACUCAGCGCAUUGCAGCAACAGCAGCAGCAACAACAAGCGAAGUUAGCGGCGGGUAGCGGUGCAAGCGCCAUUGACAAGGAGCCAUUGAGUCCAGUGACAAUAACCAAAAUUCGUCGGCCCAUGAACGCUUUUAUGAUCUUCUCGAAAAAGCAUCGUAAACUGGUUCACAAAAAGCACCCAAAUCAAGAUAACCGCACUGUUAGCAAAAUUCUUGGUGAGUGGUGGUACGCGCUGAAGCCGGAGCAGAAAGCCAAGUACCAUGAAUUGGCAAGUUCCGUGAAGGAUGCCCAUUUCAAACUUCAUCCAGAGUGGAAAUGGUGCUCGAAAGAUCGACGUAAGUCGUCUAGUUCUGGCAAAGGUGGAGCAAGUGGCGGGCCCCCAGGGAGCUGUGACGCCAAGCAGCGUAAUGAUUCGAUGGAUGGCACCGAUGCAUUGGGUAUAGACUUGCCAAUACAUAGUCCUGGUUCUGCUGGUGCUUCUAGCAGCGUUGCGGCAGACUCUCAGGGUGACAUCAUCCCACUGACAAUCGAAGAGACGCUUGGACACGUGAAAGAAGAAAAACCGCGAAUCAAAUCGGAAAUAUUUCCACCGGACGAAAUGCAGUCUGAUGAUGAGCACAUGCUGGUGGUUGACGAGCCAACCAAUAAUAAUCUGGCAAGUAGCAACAACAAUAGUGGAUCUCAGCAGCAGGAUGCUACCAUGAAGCAAAUAGAUUUAAAGUGUCGCGAACGUGUCACUGACUCAGACGUGGAGGAUGGCGUCUACGAUUAUAGGAAACCAUCCACAUUGGCGACAAAAAAUGUGAAAAACAAAGGCACAAGCGAAAAUGGGAAGCACACAACUUUAGAGGAGACAUGCAUAAAAAACGAGAAACAAACACAAAUGGACACUUUGGAACAUUCAACAGCCAGCACAUCUGGCAACAGUGCGACUAACACGGGCACUGACCGCGACAUAACCUUGAAACCAAAGGCCAUCAAGCCAUAUGCCUCGAGCAUUGAGAGCAGCAUACUAAGUCCUCAGCAACUGCCGAUGUAUUCGUACAACAGUCCGAAAAAUCCAAUCGGUGUAACACCAUUCCAGCCAACAGGUGGCGCUUUUAAGACCAUGCCAAUAAGUCCGAAGAGCACAAAGAUGGACGAACAACAGCCACAUCAAAUGCAUAUUAAGCAAGAGGAUAUCAAGCAAGAGCUCAUAUCUCCAUAUAAAGUGAAUGGCAGUGGCGGCAGUGUAAAUAGUGUAUUCACAUUCAAUGUGCCAAUUGGCGCGGCUGCUUGUUCAAAUCAAAAACAACAACAGCAGCAGGCAGGACAUCCGUUGCGCAGUCCAAACACCAUGGAGAGUUGUAGAGGAGCCGCUAAUGCCUCGGAACGCAAUAGAGAUUGCAAACAACAGCUCGUUUCUGAAGCCAGCAUCGGCGACGAUUACGAAGCUUACGAAACGGAAACCGAUUUUGAUGACAUCGAAUUCUAUACAAUACCCAAAUUACGCUUAACCAGCACACCAACAACGCCGACCUGUAGCCAAACACCAACAGCAAAAACGUUUCGUUCCAUUGUUGCUGUAAGCACAACAGAAUCGCCAGUCGAUCGUCCACCACCAUUGAAGCGUCGCCAGUUCACAAUUGUUCGUUCUCUGACACCACAGCAGCACACUUCGCCACAUCGACAGUUAAAAUAUUUACAUCAGCGUCGUGUAGAAACGCCGCCCACAGUGAUUACACGCGUACCCACACCAUUUGGCUGCAGUGAACCCCAAUCGCCCAAACUGAGGCGACAGUCGUUGAAUGCAUCACCAGCGCUGCAGCUCGCCGCGGCAGCUGUGCCUAGUACGGCACAAUUCGCCAUCAUACGCACACAUCACCAUCAUCAUCACACACAUUCUCAUUCGCUGAGUUCUACACCACCACCAUUAUUUUUUAACAAAGCGCCAAGAAAUACAGCUACGACAGUCAAUUCAAGCGCAUCUCCACUCACUUUGCCGGCAACCUCAACAUCAGUAACAUGCGCAUCCUCAUCAUCAUUUUCCACAUCAGCAUCCUCAUCAUCAACGUCUUCAUCCACAUCCACAUCCACUUCCACAACUGCCUCGGCCUCUUCUCAAACUGAGAAAUUUAAUGUUUUUUCAUCUCAUUGCUCCUCUAAUAUUAACCAUAACAACAAUAACAUUGACGCGCCACAAUUGUCGGCUAUAACGAAAUCGUCUACUCCAACGGCAACAACAACGAUUAUAAAAAAACUGAUCACCUUUAAAAACGGUUAUCUUCUGAACAAUAACCACAACAAUAACAAUAACACCAACACCACUGACUAUGAAAAAGAUGUAUCCAAUAAGAAUCAGUCGGCUGCCCGCUCCACCAUUCUGUGCGAUUCAAUGCUGAUGGACGCAGUCAAAGGCGCACAGCACACCGAAAGUGAAGUGGAGGGUUCCAUUUUAGAGCCAGCUUGCAAUACCGCGGCGACCACAUACCAGCAAUCUUCGACGCAACCAUCUACAAUGUUAGUCAUCACCGAUGGCCAGCGUUACGCCAGCGCAACCAGCGCUCAAUUAGUACCACAUAAACUGAAGAAAUUGGUUGAUGUCGGCAACGGCGGCGGCGGCAGCGGCAGCGGCGGUGCACCCACCUACACAUACGUAUUGGCCACCAAUAGCGUCGGCGCUGGCGGCAACAAAGUAUGCAACAACAAUAGCAAUCCCAAAGCCCUCAACAUCAAUUCGACGCCGAGCACGCCUAUCGCACUGAAGCAGCAAAAUAAUGGCGCGGCCACACUGCGUCCAUUAUCGUUGAUCAGCGUGAAUUCGUGCAACAAGAUCACACUUCCGGCGAAUGCUCGCAUACUCGCUGCAACUUCGUGCGCGCCCAAUAGCAGCAGCCACGGCAGCCUUGUGUCCAUGGGCACUGGCAACGCAUUGACCACUGGCAAUGGUGCAGGUACAGCGGUGCAUUUUGGCAGUAAUCCGCCGCCAAUCGGCAGUACGUUGACGCUGUUAAGUGCUGCGCCAUCACUCGCAGCAACAACAGUGCGCCCUACCGGCAGCAGUGGCAAUAAUGUCAGCAGUAACAACAAUAACAACAUCAUUACCAUUACUAACACCACUAAUACCAGCAACAAUAAUAACAACAUCAAUAACAUAUUCACUUUCAGCAGCAACGACACAAUAGCAACAACUAGCGUUAAUGCCGCCGCCUUCAAUGCUGGCAGCAAAAAGGCUGGCGUUGAAGGGAGUGGCGGCGGCAGUACAUCGAUUUUAAUGUUUAACUCAAAUGUAGCAACUGUUGUUAACUCCACAGCUGGUGCAACACCGUCAUCUGUACCCUCGUCGCCUGCAGCAGUCAUCAGCUCGGCUGCGGCUACUUGUUUUGCCACCACACCGGCUAUGACGCCGACCCAAAUACUUACGGCCACGAGCGGCGGUAACGUCGGAAUUUCAACCGGGCAAAAGCAGAUACUCUUCACGGUCAAUAACAUGUUGAAUCAGUACGCCAUACUGCCAAUGCAACAGCCCGAUCCGCCAGUUAAUGCUGGUAGCAACAAUGGUGGCGGAUGUGGCCCGAUUAAACCCACUCCUAUUUCGUAUGCCAAUUACAAGAAAAACAAUGGUCAGGCGGCUUUUGGUGUAAAUGCAAAUGUCGGCGCCUGCAAUACUGUGUCCAAUGCAAACAACAACUCUAUGUUGUUGCACAACUACAUAGAACGCACACCAAAAUCGCCCACUACCCCAAAAUCCGCCUGCUCUUCUUCGACACUGGCCCUUAAUCCGCCUGACUCGGCUGGCAAACGUAGCUCCGACGACAGUACUGCUUCAGCCAUAGACCCAGAUGAGGAGCAGACUGACAUUGGUGGAAAACAACAGUUCAUUUUGGCGCCAACCCCAGCACAAUUAGGACGUGCAAAAUGUCUUAGGCGCAAGAAUUUGUCUUCAAACAACCUCUCCAACGAUAACAGCAAUGCUAACUCCUUCUCAACUACGGCACUAAUUGGCAACCACACUGGUAGUAAUACUGCAAAGAAGUUAAACUCACCAAUAUUGGUGGACUCUUCAUCGCCGAUUAUUGGCAAUGUGAAUAUGGUUGUAAAUUCGAUAACAUCGGCGUUGCCCACACCCACCUCGUCUACUACCACCCCCAACAGCGACGAACAAAUGCCCACAACUCCAUCGGCUGUCAAUAGUAAUAGCAGCUCCAGUAGUGUCAGCGGCAUGGGCGGGAUGCUGAAUCCAAAAUCGCCAUUAAAGUCGGCAUCGUCUACCAAAAAGAAAAACGAUGACAUGGAUAACGUAUUGAAGCAAGUUGAUUUCGAAAAGAAGUAUCAAGCAUUGCCACAAUUUAAGCCCGAGGACUGUCUGUCGCCGAGCGCCAUUGCUGUGCCAUCAUCGCCACGUGUCUACGGCACUAAUUAUCGUAAGAAGAAUGCGCCGCAGCCUAGUGCACCGCCAAAAAAAACAGUCUGCGAAGAUGAGUCAUCCGUUGAAACGGCAUCUGUGCCAUCAACACCAUCUCAACGUUUCUUCGGUCCCGAUUUUAGUAUUGAGCAGCUAAAUUUGGAGAACUCUGAAGAAACAGACCGUUCGCCACGGACGCCACAAACUCCCUUGCAAAGUGCCCGCUCUGAUGCCAGCGAAAAAGGACAUCGUAAAGUCUUGGAAAUACGUCGAAAUUAUGUUUAUCAGCUUUUCAGCGAACACGGCAUGUUUCCAUCGGCUCAAGCCACAAUGGCCUUUCAGAAAAAGCAUAUUGAUGUUUUUCCACGAAAGCAAGAUCUCCAGCUGAAAAUACGCGAGGUGCGCCAAAAGUGCAUGAGCCAGCCCGGUUUUACGCCACACUCAGCUGGUCCCAUGACGCCAUCCGGCGAAACGGGCAUAUCUACAACGUCUGCAACAGCUACAACAAGUAUAAAUGUAUUAAAUCUCAACACUGGUAGCAAUGCCAACUGUGGAGAUGCACAAUCGCAAGCAAGCAACGAAUAGCAGCAAAAUCGUAUGUUACAAAAACUACAACAGCAGUGAGUACGAUGAAGAUUUCGAUAGCGUCCAAGAGGCUUGUAAGCAAAAAGGUUUUAAUAAAAAAAAAAAAAAUAUUUAUUUUAACUAUCAGUGACUAGCUAACUAUAUGCUUAGCAAAAUAAAGUACAAGCCAAAGCACAAACUCAAGGUGCCAUGACAAAUCGCAAUGCAGCCGAUGUGUUUGCAGUCUUGAAACGGCGAAUAUGUGUUUUGCUGUUGAUGAUAUUCAUUAGCUAUUAGCAUAUUAAUUAAAAAAAAAAUAAAAAUUACGAAAACCAUUGGAUUGGCUAGCGCAAAAGUCUCGGUACUGCAAAUUUCAGAAAGGCCCAAAAAUUAACGUUUAGUCGGUCGUUAAAUUGAUUUUAGUUUUACAACCCAUACAUACAAGAAAACAAAAACCAAUCACAGUGUUUGCCAUAAGUUUGUAACUUGCUUAUUUCCGCAAGAAGUGAAAAUUACUCAACAACUAAAACCUAUAAAAGGCAACUAUGUUCAAGACUUCACAGAAAUUAAUACAGCAACCAAUGAAAACACAAUCGCAACUGUUAAUUAAAUAACUUAUGGCGUAUGAUAAGAAUUAAAGGCACUCCCCGUUGCGUAACCAGCAAUACCAGCCAGCUACGCCAAGAACAAAUGCCACCAUAAUGAACGCAAGAGCAAGCUCUAAAGAAUAUUUAGGCGAUGAAGCCAAGAUUCUGAAAUCCAAAAACUCUGAAAAUAAA
Molecule: messenger RNA, 12216 nt
Organism: Rhagoletis pomonella (apple maggot)
Lineage: Eukaryota; Metazoa; Arthropoda; Insecta; Diptera; Tephritidae
Gene: cic
Product: putative transcription factor capicua
Biological process (GO): regulation of transcription by RNA polymerase II
Cellular component (GO): nucleus
Molecular function (GO): DNA-binding transcription factor activity, RNA polymerase II-specific; RNA polymerase II transcription regulatory region sequence-specific DNA binding
Source: RefSeq, a predicted model, not a curated record